Messenger RNA from Oldenlandia corymbosa var. corymbosa, 645 nucleotides. Lineage: Eukaryota; Viridiplantae; Streptophyta; Magnoliopsida; Gentianales; Rubiaceae. The record is from the annotation of a GenBank genome assembly.
AUGUAUGAAUGUCAUUAUGCACAGGUGAUGUUAUCAGCUGGGACAGACACAUCAUCCGGCAUAAUGGAAUGGACAUUAUCAGCUCUGUUGAACAAUCCGGCAUGCCUGACGAAAGCUCAGAAAGAAAUUGACGUCAAAAUCGGUUACUCAAGGCUCAUUAACGACUCGGACUUGGGUGGUCUCUCAUAUCUUCAUGGAGUUAUAAACGAAACAUUCCGGAUGUACCCAGUUGCCCCUCUUCUCGCCCCCCACAUAUCAUCCGAAGAAUGCAUUGUAGGAGGCUACCGAGUUCCUCGGGGUUCCAUGCUAAUUGUGAACUCAUGGGCGAUGCAGAAUGAUCCAGAGCUAUGGGAGGAUUCGACGAAAUUUAAACCUGAGAGAUUUGUGGAUAUGGAAGGACAAAAAUAUGGGUUUGUGUUUAUGCCAUUUGGGCAUGGGAGAAGAGGAUGUCCUGGGGAGAAUCUUGCAAUGAGAGUUGUUGAGUUGACAUUAGGGUUGGUACUUCAGUGUUUUGAUUGGGAAAGAGUUGGAGAGGAAUUGGUAGAUAUGAGUGAAGGUCCAGGGCUAACUAUGCCUAAGGCUAAUCCUCUGGUUGCUAAGUGUAGGACGCGCCCAGAAAUGAUUAAACUUCUUUCUCAUUUGUAA